AUGCCGCCAGACAGCGACACUAUCGAAGUCUAUAUACCAGCCUUCAGCCCAGACCCAAACUACCAAAUAGCUGAUGAAAUGGAGCUAGAGGGAGAACAAAGCCCCCUAGCUACACCAACCAACCAACCUACCCAGCCGAUCUCCUUCGAGAUCCCAAUCCAACUAAACAAGCGACAAGCCAACUUCUCACCCGAGAUAGCCUACAGAACUAGGAACCCCUUCCAAAAUAAUAAUGCAGCUAAACCAGUUGCUAAAAAUGCGGAACAAGCUAUCUACUGGGCAAGAGACCUAAUCCUCCAAGCAUCUACAAUGGCUCAAACCCAUAUCUCCCAAAACAAGAUCCUAGAGCUCCUAGACGUCUUUAGAGACUACACAGAAACAGGAAGAGUCACAAAUAAGAUCAACGACAAACUAUCAGCUCAGCUAGCCUACCAUACUGCAACUCUUACAACAGCGUCACAACAAGCUACAAAAACGCUCAAAAAGGCUGUUAACGCAGCUACAACUCCAAACAACCUACCUACCCAAACUCAACAGGAUCUAAUAAGCAAUAAUCAAAACAACCAACAAAACAGCCAACAAAACAGCCAACAAAACAUCCAGCAAAAUAGAACCUCCAAGGAAGAAACCAAACAAGAAGCCCACUAG
Messenger RNA from Pyrenophora tritici-repentis Pt-1C-BFP, 648 nucleotides. NCBI's taxonomy places the organism in Eukaryota, Fungi, Ascomycota, Dothideomycetes, Pleosporales, Pleosporaceae. The record is from RefSeq and is a predicted model, not a curated record.